Messenger RNA from Bursaphelenchus xylophilus (pine wood nematode), 1168 nucleotides. The record is from the annotation of a GenBank genome assembly. NCBI's taxonomy places the organism in Eukaryota, Metazoa, Nematoda, Chromadorea, Rhabditida, Aphelenchoididae.
AUGCCCUCCGGACCGCUUCAAUUGCCUGUUACAAUGAUGGGUGCUGGUGUUCUUUUGAGCGUUGGCUUUCUCUUGACCUGUUUCUGGAGUUGUAAUGGGCAGAACAUAACAACAACAACUAUCACGACGGUCGCUGCAACCACCGCGGCAGGCGGAAAUUCAACUGGUAAGGGGCGGCAUGUUGUAAACUGCGGUAGUUCAUAUUUUCCAUGCCUUGCGGCAACCUUUAAUUUAAGUUUUUUGCGCUUGAUUAAAAUUUAAAACGUAUUUUUUAAUUGAAAUAUGCAAAUUUUAAAAAAAUGAUAUUUUUAGUCUCCUCCCAAACAGUCCAGACCACAACUGCAAGUGCUGUCUUAGAAAUGUGCGAGGUCUUAGACGGCCUGCAGAACAUGAUGAUGUCAUACUAUGACAACUCUACGAGUAGGUGUUAUGUGGUUGUGGGAAACGAAAAAUCCGAUUAUAACACGACCGUGGAGAAGUGCAAUAUUCUCGAACAAAGCGCGGAUGGGAAUUGGACUUGCCGGGUUCCGAACUUGGACACGACCAAUGUGAUUAACGAAUUGCCCGCGAAGAUGAAGGUGGGUUCAAAAUUAAGUCAAAAACUUUGAGUAAAUUGCGCACAUUACAUCAAAAAAUACGUAUGACAGUAGAAGGAAAUAUAACAUAUUUCGGAAAUAAAUUUUUCUUUAUGAGUCCUCCCAUUUUAGAUGUCCUACUACUUUAUUGGUCUUCGUCGACCAUCUUGUAAUGCCACCUGGAUUUGGGAUGUUGGAGAGAACGUAACAGCUCCUUAUAAAGGAAAUUUCUCGACCCUAGAGGCGGGAGAUGAAUGUAGUUAUAAUAAUUAUGUAAUCUCUGCUACCGGAAUCACUCCCGCCUACAUGAAUUACACUACUCAGACGUUCUGCGAAUGCGGUGAGUUAAUUUCAAAACCUUUGGCUUAUUUUGAUUAAGAGCGCUCUGAUUUCUCAUCGUUUUGAAUUUCUUAUUGCCUAAGGCUUCCUACUGUAACAGCAUUUUGAAUUCUAACAUUUUUGAAUAAUUCAAGUUCUCUCCAGGGUAUUGCAAUUACAUUUUUUCAGGGACCCACCUCAACAACGUUCCCGGACUCCUUGGAAUUUCGUUUCUCCUGCUCUUUUCCACCUUGGUUAUCACCAUGGCUACGUGA